AUGUCACUCUCCUCCGCUUCCAGCACUCUGCUGCGCACUUGCGCCCGCCAGCAGCUGCCCACCACCCGCGCCGCCGUCACCUCCUGCCAGCAGCGGAGGGGAGUUGCGGAUGCGAAGGCUUCCUUCGACAGCCCCUUCGUUAACGCCGGAGAGCGUGGCUCGACUUUGAAGAUCCCCAACUUCAACAAAUACAAGUCCAACUCUUCCCCUCGCUCCAACCAGGUCUUCUCCUACUUCAUGGCUGGCACCAUGGGUCUGGCCUCCGCCGUCGGUGCCAAGGCCACCGUCCAGGACUUCCUGGUCAACAUGUCCGCCUCCGCCGAUGUCCUGGCCCAGGCCAAGGUUGAGAUUGCUCUUGGUGCCAUCCCCGAGGGCAAGAACGUCAUCAUCAAGUGGCGUGGAAAGCCCGUCUUCGUCCGCCACCGUACCCAGUCUGAGAUCGACGAGGCCCGUGAGUCCAAGUGGGAGUCUUUCCGUGAUCCCCAGUCCGACGAGGACCGUGUCCAGCGCCCCGAGUGGUUGGUCAUGCUUGGUGUCUGCACUCACCUUGGUUGUGUCCCCAUUGGCGAGGCUGGUGACUAUGGCGGCUGGUUCUGCCCCUGCCACGGCUCCCACUACGAUAUCUCUGGCCGUAUCCGCAAGGGCCCGGCCCCUCUGAACCUGGAGGUUCCCCAAUACAGCUUCCCCGAGGAUGAGGUUCUCGUCAUUGGUUAA
Messenger RNA from Penicillium longicatenatum, 714 nucleotides. RefSeq names its product ubiquinol--cytochrome-c reductase catalytic subunit RIP1 (gene rip1). The record is from RefSeq and is a predicted model, not a curated record. Gene Ontology annotation, cellular component: membrane. Gene Ontology annotation, molecular function: 2 iron, 2 sulfur cluster binding; quinol-cytochrome-c reductase activity. Gene Ontology annotation, biological process: mitochondrial electron transport, ubiquinol to cytochrome c. NCBI's taxonomy places the organism in Eukaryota, Fungi, Ascomycota, Eurotiomycetes, Eurotiales, Aspergillaceae. The transcript has 4 exons. The coding region runs from base 1 to 714 and encodes 237 amino acids.